Molecule: messenger RNA, 239 nt
Organism: Candidula unifasciata
Lineage: Eukaryota; Metazoa; Mollusca; Gastropoda; Stylommatophora; Geomitridae
Source: the annotation of a GenBank genome assembly
AGUGUGUACAACCAGGACAAGAGAGAGUGUACAACCAGGACAAGAGAGUGUGUACAACCAGGACAAGAGAGAGUGUACAACCAGGACAAGAGAGAGUGUACAACCAGGACAAGAGAGGGUGUACAACCAGGACAAGAGAGGGUGCACAACCAGGACAAGAGAGAGUGUACAACCAGGACAAGAGAGAUUGUACAACCAGGACAAGAGAGAGUGUACAACCAGGACAAGAGAGAAUGUGA